AUGGUAGUAGAAGUGCAUUUCUUUUUUACUUCAAUGGGAGUGGCUUAUGUUCUCGCUACUUCAAAGCCUGCGGAGAAGGAGGAUGAAUAUUUAGAUGAAACAAGGAAACACAACAAGUGGCAAAAUGACAAUUACAUUUGUUGUGGUCACAUUCUCAAUGGUAUGUUUAAUGAACUCUUUGAUGUUUAUCAGUUUAAUGAUUCUGCUAAGUCUCUAUGGGAUGAAUUGGAGGCUAAAUACAUGGUUGAAGAUGCUUCUAGCAAGAAAUUUCUUGUUAGUAAAUUUAACAAUUUCAAGUUUGUUGAAAGUAGGCCAAUUAUGGAACAGUUUCAUGAGAUUCAAAGAAUAUUAGGAAGUCUUAGGCAACAUGACAUAAUUCUUGAUGAGACCUUUGUAGUGUCAUCUAUUGUAGACAAAUUUCCUUUUUCUUGGAAAGACUUUAAAAGUGGUUUAAAGCAUAGAAAGGAUGAUGUAAAUCUUGAGGGUUUAACUUCUCACAUCAGGAUUGAGGAAGAAAUCCGGGUGCAAGAGGGAAAUAAGGAUGCAAAUCCUAGUUCUACUACGGUAAAUAUAGUGGAGGAUGCCUCGCCAAAUGUGAGGAAAAGGGGUAAUGACUCAAACAAAAAUAAAGGCAAGAACCCUAAGUUUAGCGGUGAUAGUUCAAAGUCACGUGCUUGUUGGGCUAAUUGUUCGUGGUAUAUCGAUUCGGGUGCAUCAAGGCACGUGUGCAAGGAUAGAUCAUUGUUCAAGACCUUCUUGGAGGUUGAUGCAUGA
Molecule: messenger RNA, 774 nt
Organism: Chenopodium quinoa (quinoa)
Lineage: Eukaryota; Viridiplantae; Streptophyta; Magnoliopsida; Caryophyllales; Amaranthaceae
Exons: 2
Coding region: 1-774 (257 amino acids)
Source: RefSeq, a predicted model, not a curated record